This is a messenger RNA of Paraglomus brasilianum, 234 nucleotides long. Lineage: Eukaryota; Fungi; Glomeromycota; Glomeromycetes; Paraglomerales; Paraglomeraceae. The record is from the annotation of a GenBank genome assembly.
AUGGAGCUUUUCCUUGAGAAACGAUAUGAAAUCGUUUCUUUGACCAAAGUGAAAUUUUGGGAAAUAGCGCUAAGCGGAAAGUCCAUAGCCGCUUAUCGGGUUGAAACAGGGACUCGAGUACCGCAGAAAGAUAGAAACACGGGCAAAGCAAGAAAUUGUGACGAUGGCAAAGAAGAUGCACAGACAAUCGUUCAGAUACUUAUGAUUUUACUGUACAGUUCAUGCAAAAAGUAA